Salvia hispanica is the source of this 527-nucleotide messenger RNA. Its product is annotated as fission regulator-like protein. NCBI's taxonomy places the organism in Eukaryota, Viridiplantae, Streptophyta, Magnoliopsida, Lamiales, Lamiaceae. The record is from RefSeq and is a predicted model, not a curated record.
UUUCAUUUUGUUUUCACACACACACACACACCUCCAUCUCCCAAAUCAAGACAAUUCUUUUCCUUUUCUUUUUUAAUUUUUUCUCAAAAUUAAAACUAGAAUGGCUCAGCUGCCGCCGUUGGUGGAGCCGCCGCCGGUGGUGGAAGCAGAAUCGGGGCACUCCACACGCCGCUCGAUCGAGACUCUGGUGGUGGUGUUGGCGGCGAUCACGAUCAUUGCAGUCGUCGCCGGAAUAAUUGCUCGUCUUUGCGGCGGACAGCACUCCGGCGGCGACCAUGAUGUGGAGGGAUGGGUCGAGAGGAAGUGCCGCAGCUGCAUCGACGGCGGCGUGCCUACGCCUCCGCCUCCACCGCCGCCGGCCAAGGAGGAGGAUCCAAAACCGGCAGGAAAUGAAGAAGCAAAGAAGUGAGAAAGGAUUAUGCAUCAAAUUUUUUGUAUCUUACUUCUAAUUAUUUUUUAAACUGUAAAAUUCUCCAAUACCCAAAAAUAUGGAUAUAUUUAGUCCAUUCGUUACUAUUUUUUUUCCA